Rhinolophus ferrumequinum (greater horseshoe bat) is the source of this 2097-nucleotide messenger RNA. RefSeq names its product family with sequence similarity 43 member B (gene FAM43B). Bases 38 to 1024 code for a protein of 328 amino acids. Lineage: Eukaryota; Metazoa; Chordata; Mammalia; Chiroptera; Rhinolophidae. The transcript has a single exon. The record is from RefSeq and is a predicted model, not a curated record.
GUUCCCGACGCCCCCAGCCCCUUUGGCCGCCGCCACGAUGCUGCCCUGGAGACGUAAUAAAUUCGUGCUGGUAGAGGACGAGGCCAAGUGCAAGGCUAAGAGCCUGAGUCCGGGGCUCGCCUACACGUCGCUGCUCUCCAGCUUCCUGCGGUCCUGCCCGGACCUGCUGCCGGACUGGCCGCUGGAGCGUCUGGGCCGAGUGUUUCGCAGCCGACGCCAAAAAGUGGAGCUCAACAAGGAGGACCCAACCUACACGGUGUGGUACCUGGGCAACGCCGUCACCCUUCACGCCAAGGGCGACGGCUGCACCGACGACGCCGUGGGCAAGAUCUGGGCGCGCUGCGGGCCGGGCGGAGGCACCAAGAUGAAGCUGACGCUGGGACCGCACGGCAUCCGCAUGCAGCCGUGCGAGCGCGGCGCAGCCGGGGGGUCCGGGGGCCGCCGGCCGGCGCACGCCUACCUGCUGCCGCGCAUCACCUACUGCACGGCGGACGGGCGCCACCCGCGCGUCUUCGCCUGGGUCUACCGCCACCAGGCGCGCCACAAGGCCGUGGUGUUGCGCUGCCACGCCGUGCUGCUGGCGCGGGCGCACAAGGCGCGCUCCCUGGCCCGCCUGCUCCGCCAGACCGCGCUGGCGGCCUUCAGCGACUUCAAGCGCCUGCAGCGCCAGAGCGACGCGCGCCACGUGCGCCAGCAGCACCUCCGCGCCGGGGGCGCCGCGGCCUCGGUGCCCCGCGCUCCGCUGCGCCGGCUACUCAACGCCAAGUGCGCCUACCGGCCGCCGCCUGCCGAGCGCGGCCGUGGGGCACCGCGCCUCAGCAGCAUCCAGGAGGAGGACGAGGAGGAGGAUCAGGACACCGAGGAGCGCCAGGAAGGAGCCCCCCAGAGCGAGCGGCCUGAGGUGCUCAGCCUGACCCGGGAGCUGAGGACGUGCAGCCUGCGGGGCGCCCCGGCGCCUCCGCCGCCCGUGCAGCCCCGCCGCUGGAAGGCCGGCCCGAGGGAGCGCGCGGGCCAGGCGCGCUGAGGGCGGAGCGGCCGAGGCUCGCGGCCCCAGACCCGGCCGGCCUGACUUACAGCCUCCAACCCUGGCCCUGCCCGCUUGGCUCCCCUCCCCCCACCCCCAUCCUCCGGCCCUGGCCUCCCUCGUGGUCUCCGUUGUUGUCCGCUCUGCGCCUCAUUCUGGCUCAGGGUGACGCCUCAUAUGCCCUUAAUUAUUGGGGGACACGAUGGGCGAGCAGUAUUCAGUGUUCACCUCUACCCCCAUCCGGAGUUUCUGGGCACCCUCUAUUGUGGAAUUGCCCCGUAUGCUUUACACCAAGUCUCUUUGAUAGACCACUUCCUCCCUCCCAAGCCAUCUUCUCAAGAGGAGGAGGGAGAAGUUUCCAGAAAUCCAGGAGGGUGGCAGGUGGAGGCAGCGGCCCUGCCCUUGGCCAGUCUAGCCUUCCUCCCUGGGAUGAGACCAGCCCUGAGGAGGCAUUCUUGUAGGGGAAGAAUAGUGGCCCUGGAGAACUGGGCCAGGCCCGAGGUGGGAACUGAGUGGGCUGCCAUACACAGAAGGAAGAGUUCUCAGGCUCUGUGCCGGCCUCUCUAGCCCUUGGAGAACUUCUGGGACUUCACUGCUCUCCCUCUAAGAAGACUGGGGUGGUCCUACCAACCCAGACAACAGAUUAGGCCAGGUAACAGCUCUUUGCACCAGGCAGCUCCCCAGACCUGUGCCCUGGCACCUGGCACCCCCACAGGACUCCUCACCCACCCCAUUUCUCUGCAGACAGAUGUGUGUGGUUCCCCACUAGGUGCGCCACAACCAGGACGGACACAAGACCUCCAGGGGAGGUAAGGAGAACCUUUGCAGGUGCUUGGAGACACCACCUACCCAGAAAGUGGACAUAGGAGGGAUGGCCCCAUGUCGAAAAGUGUGUCAGAGCAGGAGGGUCCUGAUAGCAGCUGGAUUCUCAAAGCAGGAUGAGGAAGGAGGGUACGUUACCCCAACAGAGGGAGUGGGCCCCUGCCCAAGUGUCUCUCAACAAGGCCACAAAAAGCCCAAAGAUCUAUGUGUCACCAACUGAUCGUUGUAAAUAAAGUGGACCUGCUUUUUGA